UCUAAUUACAAUUAGUGGCACUUAUAACAAGAAGAGUGGAGAUGGCCAACCACCAAAAAACACUUGCUCUCUUCCUCUUAUUCAACAUACUCUUUUUCACUUUUGCUAGUGCUUGUGACACAUGCCCUCCAAAGCCCAAACCCAAGCCUAAGCAUAAGCAUUCUAAGGGCACUUGCCCUAAGGAUACCCUAAAACUAGGUGUAUGCGCGGAUGUGCUCAACGGACUCCUCAAUGUCACCAUAGGUAAACCUCCUAAAACCCCGUGUUGUAGUCUUAUUGAGGGUCUCGUUGACCUUGAGGCAGCUGUUUGUCUUUGUACUGCGAUCAAGGCCAAUGUUCUCGGGAUCCAUCUCAAUGUUCCACUCUCCUUGAGUCUCCUCCUCAAUGUUUGCUCCAAGAAGGUUCCUGAGGGCUUCCAAUGUGCCUAAGACAAACUUAUUUUCUGUUGAGUGAUUUGUGGCUUUUAAAUUUGUUCCC
Molecule: messenger RNA, 477 nt
Organism: Impatiens glandulifera
Lineage: Eukaryota; Viridiplantae; Streptophyta; Magnoliopsida; Ericales; Balsaminaceae
Product: 14 kDa proline-rich protein DC2.15-like
Exons: 1
Coding region: 42-428 (128 amino acids)
Source: RefSeq, a predicted model, not a curated record